Molecule: messenger RNA, 2224 nt
Organism: Myotis brandtii (Brandt's bat)
Lineage: Eukaryota; Metazoa; Chordata; Mammalia; Chiroptera; Vespertilionidae
Gene: TYW3
Product: tRNA-yW synthesizing protein 3 homolog (S. cerevisiae)
Exons: 6
Coding region: 92-868 (258 amino acids)
Biological process (GO): tRNA methylation
Cellular component (GO): cytoplasm
Molecular function (GO): tRNA methyltransferase activity
Source: RefSeq, a predicted model, not a curated record
UGGCCUUUCCGGGCACCCGUCGCUCCAAUAUGGCUGCCCCCAGGGCAGGCGAGGGCCGCCGGCAAAGUGCAGACCCCAAAUCCCUCCCCGCAUGGAGCGCCGCGCGGAGUUCAGCAGGUGGAAGGCGCAGUGUCUGAGAAAAGCGGACCUCAGCCGGAAGGGCAGCGUGGACGAGGAUGUGGCCGAGCUCGUGCAGCUCCUGAAUGGGCGAGAACAGUUUUUUACCACCAGCUCCUGCGCGGGGCGCAUCCUCCUCCUGGAUGCGAAUAUAAAUGGCUUUGAGGUUCAGAAACAAAACUGUUGCUGGCUCCUAGUUACACACAAGCCUUGUGUAAAAGAUGAUGUGAUUGCAGUUCUGAAAAAAGCGAAUGGUGAUGCCACUUUGAAAUUCGAACCCCUUAUUCUUCAUGUGCAGUGUCGAGAGUUGCAGGAUGCACAGAUUCUGCAUUCAGUGGCAAUAGAUUCUGGUUUCAGGAACUCUGGCAUAACAGUGGGAAAGAGAGGAAAGACUAUGUUGGCUGUCCGGAGCACACAUGGCUUAGAAGUUCCAUUAAGCCAUAAGGGAAAACUGAUGGUGACAGAGGAAUAUAUUGACUUCCUAUUAGAGAUAGCAAAUCAAAAAAUGGAGGAAAACAAGAAGAGAAUUGAAAGGUUUUACAACUGCCUACAACAUGCUUUGGAAAGAGAAAGUAUUACUGACUUAAAUCCCAAAGAGAAAAUCAUCAAGAAAAGUAAUUCAUAUUCUCAUAAGAAAAAAAGAAACCGAGAAAAAGCAGAUGGCAAAUGUGUUACUGAAGACAAUGAUAAAGAACUUGAAAAUGAUGAUGAUCCUGGAGUCAAUGUAACUAUCUUCCCUGAAGAUUACUGAGAUUUGGUUCUACAGUGUCUUUGGUGGAAUAAUGUUUCUAAUAAUUAUUACAAAGCUGCUCUUUAUAAGAGUAUUUUAGUUUAUUGAGUGUAUCAGACAUUCAGAAAAGCAAAAUUUAAUUUUUCUCUAUAUUUUAGAGACACCUAUCUUAUAAACAUAGAUGCCUUUUUAAAAUAGCUAUGUAUAGUAUUUGUUCAUUAAGUACCAUCUUUUAAAUCACUGAAAUUCAUUACAAUAAUAAAAUUAUGAUUGUUAAUACAUCUCCUCUUUUAAGUUUUAAUUUCUACUUCUGUAAAACAACUAUCAUACCCUUUCAAGAGAACCUGAACAUUUGGAAUAUUUGAAUAAAAAUUAUAGCAAUGUUUAACUUAUUUUUAACAUUUAUUACACCUCAGAAUCAUCUGUAGAUUAUGAAAAAAUACAGAAAGGAACUGAGAAUCUCCAGGGACAGUUGGCAUGUGUAUUUUUUUUAAAGCUCUCAAGUGCUUUAAUUGUCAACUACAGGCUGACAACCCCGUGAGCAUUCCCAGCUUUCUGUUCAAGCCAUCUCAUCCAUUCCAUCAGCCUUCACUUCUCUAGCACUCCCAGCUCUCCUGCCUGCCCAGACUCUUAUGCCCGGCUAACUGCUGAGCCCCUUCAGUAGAGCUGUUACUUGAUGGAAGUUUUUGUUCCUUUCCUGGUUCUUUGGCUAGAGAGAGCAGGCCUUUAUUGACUUUUUCUUCUUUUUUCUGAGCCCAUUGGCAUUUCUGGUUGCUGGCUUUUCCAGUGCUGGGGGUAUGCAAGGCAAAAGGAAAACCCAGUGAACUCACUCUGUUGCUCUUCAGGUCCUGUGAACUCCAGCUGGUCCUCCCUCUCCAGCUUUUAGAGUCAUCUUCAUGACACUUAGUGGAAAGAACAGGAAAAAGUAUAUAUACACCAUCUUCCCAGAAUCAGAAGUCUAUGUUAAAUUACUGCUAGUAUCAUGUCAGGUUAUGGUUGAGGACUCUGGUACCCAGCCACAUAGCCACAGAUUCCUUUAUUCAAUGCUGCUCCCAUCUCCCAGCUGGCCUGCUUGGCUGCUCUGGCUUUAGGCUGCUGGAGCCUCCACCCUAAAACAGAAGGAAGUGCCUAGAAGUCUGUUUGCUGUCCCCCUGCCCUGACACCCACCACCGCACAGCCAAUAAUGACAAAGGCUGCACAUGGUGACUUCAUUGCCUAGAAAGGGGAUGAACUUGGAUGUGCAAUUGCCAUCUGAGCUUCGAGUGGCAUCAGGCUGAGGCUGGGACUUCACCCGAAUCCUAUCACAUGUUUUCUACUCCCUGAUUCACUUCUGGGAGCUCCUGAUUAAUCCAUCACUUGCAGUGGUGUCUUCUGGAA